Molecule: messenger RNA, 411 nt
Organism: Symbiodinium necroappetens
Lineage: Eukaryota; Dinophyceae; Suessiales; Symbiodiniaceae
Source: the annotation of a GenBank genome assembly
AUGGAGCAGGCCGUGUAUGACGAGCUGCGCUGCAAGGCCUACGUGGGACCUGCAAGAGCCUUGUUCGGCUCCGACGGCCGUCCAGACAAGUCGCGGCUGAAAGAAGCCAGGUUGGAGGUGUCGGGACACCAAGCGGCCGCGGAGGUGGACCUGGGUGUCCCCGAGCCGCAGGAGCCCUGGGCUUUGCGGAUGAAGCUCUACCGGAGACCUGCAAGCAACCUCUUCGCCCAGGAGAAAUGUGCGGAGUUCGUGGAGGCGCUGCCGUGCCCUCGCUCGGCUGUGCAGCUGCCAGGGCCCUCGGGCGGUCGCCAGGUCGGGGCGGCGCAGGUCGAGGCCAUUACCGAGACCCCAAACACCAGGCUUCGUGUGACCGCCGUUAGGCUUAGAGCCGGGUGUCCGGUCCGAAACUGA